GCGUCGAUGUGCGCAGCCGCACGUACCAUACACGCACCAACACCAGUACACCAGCCCCUGCGGCCUGCCUGCCUGACCUGCCUCGUCUACCACACUGUACAUUCACAAUUGAGUCGCGAGACUGUGAAGUGAACACGCACUCUAGAGAUUUCUCCGCGGAGGAGCCAUUUCAGAUACCCAGCUUUGCUUACACUUUGUCUAAAUAUAGGUAUACCCACGAGUAACAACAAUAUAGGUUGCGGAUCUGGUGCUUUCUUAAGUGGAGCAACAACAAAAGCCGUGAUUAAAUUUGUUAGAUCUUUUGUGCUGCAAAAGAAGAACGCCUGAGAACUCGCAUUGUUUGGUUAGCCCGAAAGCCAAGUUCGGAGAUAUUGCGGGAGACUUCUGGAAUACAUAUAUAUAUAUCGGGCGUCAUACAAAAGGUUUACAACAUCUACGAGAUUCUGGCUGCACCGACCAAAGAAGCGCCUGGCGUGCCUUCGAUGCCAAUAUGUCUACGCAAUUUUACUCAGUACCUUCUGCGGUUCAGAAUGCCAUGGGCGGAACACAUCUUCAUACACCACAGUCCAUAUUCCAACAUACAAUGAGCCACCAGAGCACUACUCCACAGAACGAGUCGCAAUGGCUAAGGAUGCCACAAGUGCCUCCAAUGUCAAUGCCUUGGAGCAUACCGUCCUUCCAACAACCAGAUCUGGUGAGGUUUACUGGAGAGAGGCCUCUACAACCAUUUGGACCACUAGUUCAUCAGAAACGUAAAUUGGAAACUCCAGAUGUUGUUGACACACGGCCAACAAAACAGUUUAUUACAGAGGAAAAGAUGGCACAACAUUUUCGUGGUUUGUAUAUUAGUCCUAAUGCUGCUAAUGCUCAAGAUCCAGGUCCUUCAACAUCAGCAGCUAGGCAAAGUACAGGGCAAUUUGCGACAAAUGCAGAAAUGGAUAUGCCCAAUACAGUAGAUGCUGAUGAAAACAAUGAUCAUCCAAGACUAGUUAUAUCAGAAGAACUCAAAAGACUGCAACAAGAGCCAAUCCUUCCAUCAAGCUUGUUAUCAAAAUUGGAGAGGCCCUCCAUGGCUUUAGUACUUUGGGAACCACCAAACAAACAUUUACGCAUUUUACCAACUCCAAGGGACACGCCGACGCCUAUUCCCUCUUCCGACGACAGCAACAACAACGGUAUGGAUGUCAGCAGCAUAAAUAAUAAUAAUAACAACAACAACAACAACAGCAACAAUAAUAAUAAUGAGAGCAUUCCAAAUCUAAAUCAGACAAUGGAUGUAAAUAUCUCUGAUCCAACUCUUGAACCAAUGGAUCUUUAACUUUUUGUUGUCUGAACAUUUUCAUCGAUAUUCAUUGUUCAUUUUUUGUUAUCGCCUCAUAAUAUGCUUUACCGAUUCGUAUGUAAUUUAAAGUAGAAUUAAGAUCGAAAAGUUUCGUACUGAUAAUAUCUUAAAAAAAGAUGCUCAGUAAAUUUAUUUAGUAUUUUAAGAAAGUAAAAGUGAUGAACCAUAAGGUUGCUAUAUAGAUGAUAAUCUCAUUUCCUCAAUAAGUUUAAACAUUUUCACUCAGUUCCGAUUUUACUACAAGUAAUGCAACUUGGAGCCUAAUAAUUUUAUUGAUACACAAAUUUCUGGUUUUUAUAAACUCAUAUAAUAUACAGACUGAGUAAAAAUUUUAGGACGAAGUGAAAUGAUUGUGCAAUAUCAAAAGAAAAAUUAACAAUACAGUUUUUUUUUUCACGGAUGCGGAUAUAUGUGUUCAAAUUAACUUCUUCGACCAAUUCUUAAACUGCCCAUUAAAGUGAUUAAGUGAUUAGACAUCUUUUAAUUGGUUGUGGAUCAAUUUAGUUUUUUGGAUGUUUAUCGAGAAUGGAAUGCGAGCAUUUGAAUGGAAGCAUAAGCGAGUUACUAACUUUUUUUGUGUAUAUAAGGAAAGCUUGUAGUUUUAUUAGAGUGUCAAAUUUGUAUGUGAAAGUUUACGAAACGAGAUAACACGUAUAUCAGUAACAACAAAUUUCUUCAUGAUUGAGAAUGCCUUUAUUUUGAAAAUGUGUUUCUUCGAGCCAAGACUUAUAUCUUGUACAUAUUACUCAUAUUUAAAAAUCUUUGUUAUACUUCUAAUUGAAGUUCGAUGAUUGUCGUGUUUGUAUGAAUAAGUCGUGCAAUUAAAACAAACAUUUGAUA
Molecule: messenger RNA, 2182 nt
Organism: Nasonia vitripennis (jewel wasp)
Lineage: Eukaryota; Metazoa; Arthropoda; Insecta; Hymenoptera; Pteromalidae
Product: probable WRKY transcription factor protein 1
Exons: 4
Coding region: 491-1318 (275 amino acids)
Source: RefSeq, a predicted model, not a curated record